GGCGUCCAAACGCGAAACGCGUCUCGCAACGCAUCGAUCAGUGAUGGUCGUGCGCACUUAUUAAAAUAAUUUAUGCGAGUCCGUUUCGUCUCGAAUUCCUCGAUGGUAGGCGCAGAAAAUCGCGAACCAGCCUUGAACGCCGUCUUCGCGAAACCGGUGUAGUCGUACGUCGUAUGUUACAAUAAAAAAAUACGAGCAACCUGCAUCUCCCGACCUCCAGCCAGUGAUCGCAUCGCAGACGAACGGUGCGUGACGUCGGAAUACAGCGCAAUCGAAAACUCGCAAUCGCGUAUUACACACGGCCCGAACGACGAAGGAAAUUUUUUAACACGAUGGAGCUUUGUCAAUUCUCGUCCGGUUCGUCCAGACAGAUCGCCGCGUGCAUUGUCGCGUCGUUGCCCGUGUUCAUGGCAGGCAUCGUGCUAGGAUGGCCGUCACCGAUCAUGGAAUAUAUGUCAGAUGGACGGGCACCCGUGUUACUGACAUCAGCGCAGAUAUCAUGGAUGGUGGCUUGCAUCGACAUCGGAAACUUCGCCAUGGCUGUGCCUGCAGGAUGGCUGAUGGACCAGAUCGGGCGCAAGUACGCCGUAACCGCAUCCGCACCACUCAUGUUCACCGGAUGGAUGUUCAUAUUGUUUGGCCGACAAGCAUGGUGUCUGUACGUGGCUAGACUUCUUCAGGGUUCCGCCGUGGGUAUCGCAUGGGUGGUGGCUCCGGCGUACGUCGGCGAGAUGGCCAGCAUUGGGAUACGUGGCAAGCUUAGCUUGUUGGUUCAGCUCAGCUAUGCAUUGGGCCUGUUAUUCUCGUACUUUGCGGGUUGGCUACUUGGCAAUUACGCCGCAUUAGCUAUCGUGUCUGCCAGUGUGUCAGUCAUAUCCGGCGUGCUGUUCCUGUUCCUGCCUGAGUCACCGUACUAUUUGAUGCUGGACGACCGACCGGACGAUGCGGCCACAUGCCUCUGGUCCCUGCGAAGUUACACCGAUGAUGAUUUACAGACUGAAUUGUUGUCCGUCAAAGAUUCCAUUUCAAACGACAGGCACAAAGGAAGCAUCAGUGACCUGUUGAACAGAGACCGUCGACCGCUGGUGAUAGUAAUCGUAUUGGCCGUACUGCAAAUGGCCUGCGGGGCCGGCGUGUUGGAAGCGUACGCGGCGUCCAUCAUGUCGAACACGCAAAUAUCGUCAAACGCGUCCGCCGUCUACCUGGGACUAGUCGUGCUGUUGGCCGCCGUGCCGUUCGCGCUGGUCGUGGACCGGUCCGGUCGGCGGCCGCUGAUGAUCGUCUCGUGCUUCGGCACGGCCGCUUGUCACGCGACCGUAGCCAUCAUCCUCUGGUAUCGGGACGUCGUCGGCCGCAGCUGGCUGCCGCUGUUCUUGUCCAUAGCCGGCGCCCAGUUCUUCAUCAACAUCGGCCUCAUGCCCCUGCUGUCCGUCGUCCAGUGCGAGUACUUCCCGUCCGACACCCGGGCCCUGGCCGACACGGCCGUCGUGAUGGCCGUCACGAUCACGUCCACUUUCAUGAUCACCACUUAUCAGCCGGUGGCCGACGCACUCGGCACGUCCGCCAACUUUGUCAUCUACUCGAUCGCUUGCCUGGCCGGCGGACUGUUCUGUUGUCUGUUCAUGCCCGAGACCAAGCGAAAAUCGUUCGCCGAAAUACAAGUAGACUUCCACAAGACCAAACGGCCCGACGGAAAAAUCCAGAAACUUAGCGAUUAUCAGGAAAUAGCCUGAGCCUGUCAAAUUACUACGACUACUGCACAGGAUAUUCGGCGAUGACAACGGAACUGGAGAUAUAUUGAAACGUGUUAACGUAUCUUGGUAGUACGCCAGUUUAAUAAAUUAUAAAUGAACGAAUUAUACGUCAUUUGGCGUGACCGAAUCGUAUAUUUCAACGCGACAACAUCGCGAGACACUUCCUUUAGGUCUUAUAGAAUUUUUUACCGACAAUCGACAUAUUUAUCAUGACGCCGAUUAAUAUAUAAAUAUAUUAUUAUUAAUAUAAUUAUCAACAUAAUUUUUAAGAUUUCGUUUAUAGAUGACAGAUAACUACAAUUUCGUGAUAAGUACCUACUUUUAUUAUUACGUAAUAUAUUAUAUACUUAAUCCUAA
This is a messenger RNA of Aphis gossypii (cotton aphid), 2111 nucleotides long. RefSeq names its product facilitated trehalose transporter Tret1-like. The record is from RefSeq and is a predicted model, not a curated record. Lineage: Eukaryota; Metazoa; Arthropoda; Insecta; Hemiptera; Aphididae. Gene Ontology annotation, cellular component: membrane. The coding region runs from base 333 to 1733 and encodes 466 amino acids. Gene Ontology annotation, biological process: transmembrane transport. The transcript is spliced from 4 exons. Gene Ontology annotation, molecular function: transmembrane transporter activity.